ACGACAGUUGAGUCUCACACUCCGCGCGUAACUGCGUUUCCUCAGGUGGUUCCGAAUCUUAGCAAGGUUUAAAGUCCUUGCAUCCUAGCGGGGGGAGAGAGCACCGACUUCGGUCGGCCCAGCUGCUGGCAGCGGGGACAGCUAGGCGUCUGCUCGCCCUUGUCAUUUGACAACGCUCCACAAAAAAAAAAAAAGAAAAAAAAGAGUGAGCUGGGCUGGCGCGGAAGUCUUACUAAUCACAUUCCUUUUUUGGUUGUUUAGCACUUACAGCUGGGCCGAUUUACAGAUUUACAAAGUAGCUGUUUCAAUUUUGAACGCGACUACUUCUGCGCUACUGGUAACUGUGCACGCUCAUUCUCGGACCUUGAUUGCUUUUCAGCUUUCAACAGGUAUUUGAGGCGACCGGGAUAACUGAUGUUGUCUCGAGGGUCCGCCCAAAUACUCUCGCCAUUCCUUCGCUGUCGCAGAAAAUUCUCUUCAAUCAUUGAAAGCAACAAUUAUGAUGUUUGUAUUAUUGGUGGUGGACAUGCUGGAUGUGAAGCUGCAGCUGCCUCAGCACGAACUGGAUCACGUACCCUGCUAUUAACCCAAAAGCUGGAAACUAUUGGCGAACUAUCGUGCAACCCCUCGAUUGGUGGUGUUGGGAAAGGCACUUUGGUCAGGGAGAUAGAUGCGCUUGACGGGCUGAUGGGACGUAUUUCAGACAAAGCGGGUAUUCAGUUUCACAUUCUGAACAGAUCCAAGGGUGCUGCAGUGUGGGGACCUCGUGCACAAAUCGACCGGAAGUUGUACAAGAAGCACAUGCAAGCAGCACUUUCUGAAUGUAGAAACCUCAACGUGUACGCUGGCAGCGUAUUUGACCUUCUUUUUGACCAUAGCUCCAACGCCCCCAAUACUUGGGGUAAAAUAACCGGUGUACGACUAGACUCGGGAGAGAUUUUCCAUUGCUCUCAAGUUGUCAUAUGCACAGGGACGUUCCUGUCCGGCGAAAUACAUAUCGGGCUAAAAAGAUUCCCUGCUGGUCGAAUCGAUGAUGCACCAUCUGUUGGACUCUCUGCCUCACUCAGAAAUGCGGGUUUCAGACUCGGUCGCCUGCAAACCGGUACACCAGCACGACUAGACGGGAAAACCAUAAAUUUCACCAACCUCGCCAGACAAAUUGGCGAUCAAGUUCCAUCGCCGUUCAGUUUUCUCAACCGUGAAGUAGAUAAUGUGGCCAAUCAGGUCGAUUGCUUUCAGACAGCUACCACUCCCGCAACCCAUCAAAUUGUGAGAGAUAAUCUGCACAAUUCCGUCCACAUCCGAGAGACCAAGAAAGGUCCCAGAUACUGUCCCUCACUGGAGGCCAAAAUAAGUCGAUUUGGACACCGAGAGCAUCACAAUGUCUGGCUGGAGCCAGAAGGCUACGACUCUGAUGUGAUAUAUCCUAAUGGUAUUUCAUGCAGUCUGCCUGAAGAGAUCCAAGAACCGAUGAUGCGUACUAUUCCUGGCCUUGAGCAUGUGAAAAUGGUACGACCAGCGUACGGCGUCGAGUAUGAUCAUAUCGAUGCGAGGGAGCUGCGCCCCACAUUGGAAACGAAACGAAUUCAGGGACUAUUUCUGGCGGGUCAGAUUAACGGCACCACAGGAUACGAGGAAGCAGCAGCCCAGGGCAUCGUUGCUGGCAUCAAUGCAGGCCUUGCGGCUCAAACGCGGGCACCUUUCAUUCUUACCAGAGCUGACGGAUACACGGGUGUCAUGAUAGACGACCUGAUUGUCAAAGGAACUGAAGAACCGUAUCGCAUGUUUACCUCCAGGUCGGAAUAUAGAAUGACUCUUCGAAGCGACAACGCCGAUUUGCGGCUGACGGAGAAGGGACGAGCCGUUGGCGUUGUGUCUGAUUAUCGUUGGUCGGUAUUUGAAAGUACACGAGAAGCACUUCGCCGUGGUGCAGAGCUAUUGAGAUCCGUUCAACUUUCGCCUCAGGGAUGGGCAGCUCAUGGAUAUCAUGUACCUCUCGAUGGUGUUCGUCGCAGUGCUUUUGAGAUGCUUCGCUACCCCAACAUCAAGGCCGUCGAUAUGCGAAAGUUGAUACCAGAGCUCACCGAAAUUGAGGAUAAUCUUCUCGCGCGAAUCGAUGUUGAUGGUCGCUAUAACUCGCAACUGUUCCGACAAGAAGCGGAUCUCAAGGAUUUCAUGGAAGACGAGUCGCUCGAGCUAGAUCCUCAAAUGGACUAUCACACGGUGGAAGGUCUUAGUUCCGAAGUCAAAGAGCGACUGUUUAAAGUGCGGCCCACGACUAUGGGUGCAGCUAAGCGAAUGGAUGGCAUGACGCCGACGUCUGUCGUUAGCUUGCUGAGAUAUGCCAAACGCACUCAUCGCCGUAGGCAGAUUGGAGGUGGAACGAUAUCCCUGUAAAGUAGACCUCCCUGUUGAUUUUGUGUAGGGAUGUACUCGAAACCUCCGAAUUAUCCCGCGACACCCCGCGCACGGCGUCUCCACUAAACCACCUUCAUUAAUCUCUUACGUGGCAUAUGCGUCCUCAAUCCAGCAACAAGUUUCAGGAUUCAGUCGAGAAAUCGGUUUGAUAAAGAGUCAGCUCCAGGUUGUCGCAUGACAGGAAGC
Messenger RNA from Marasmius oreades (fairy-ring Marasmius), 2604 nucleotides. RefSeq lists its product as uncharacterized. Gene Ontology annotation, cellular component: cytosol. The record is from RefSeq and is a predicted model, not a curated record. Gene Ontology annotation, molecular function: flavin adenine dinucleotide binding. The transcript has 18 exons. The coding region runs from base 415 to 2397 and encodes 660 amino acids. Lineage: Eukaryota; Fungi; Basidiomycota; Agaricomycetes; Agaricales; Marasmiaceae. Gene Ontology annotation, biological process: tRNA wobble uridine modification; tRNA methylation.